GAAUGAAGAGAGUUGGAAAGGAGAGGACCUCCUCAUUGCCGGAUUCACAGCACGGACAGAGAAAUCAGUUAGCAAAAGCAACGGGAGAAACUACCGCAUACUAGUUCUAGGAGUUCAUACUAGCUCAUUAUCCGUGAUUGAAGUCCGCUUCGAAAUUUAGGACUUGAAAUUCUUGAACGGGAAAGUGGGGGACGAAGCACUAUAGAUUUCAUCCGAGUGUUUUCGUGGUUUUGGAUUCGUUGAAUUUUUUGCUGCUGUAAAUAGUCAGGCGAGUUUGAAUUUCUUGUGAGGAGAUUUUCUCUUCGAGUGCUGUCUCAAUGAGUUUAAUUUCUGGGUGGUGAAUUUGAGUUCGAGACUCUGUUGCUGGGUCGUGGUUUUGAAUGGAGUAAUUUGAUCCACAUACCCCCACACACUCAAGGAUUUUGGCUGUAUCAGUUAGCGAUGUCUGUGAAUAACAACAACAAUGCUAAUAGUAACAGUGUGGUGAGGAAUAUUGGGGGAACUAUGCCGGUGAAUAACAGCCCUAGUAGUAACAAUUUGGGGAGGAAUAUUGGGGCAGCCUCGCAUUUUGGGAAUUCAGGCAUGGUUCAGCAAGCAAGGCCAAUGAAUCAUCAUUCUCAGUCACAGUCUCAAAUGCACGGCGGGACGCAUUUUUCAGGUCAUUUUCAGUUAUCCGAGCCACAGUCGCGUAUAAUGUCUCAGGUACAGUAUACGCAGGCUCAUGCACAGGCACAAGCUCAAUCUGCUCAUGCACAGUUUCAAGCUCGUACUCAACCCGUUCAGCUGCAUAGUGCUAAGGCUAGUAAUGUUACUAUAACACCCUCUGUGUCAACACCUGGGACAGGGAGUUCUAAGAGGCCUACUCAGAAGCCACCUUCUAGGCCUCCAGGAUCUUCUAACAGUAGCGCUAGUUCACCUUUUAAAACCAUGGAGUUAACUCCAGCUGCUAGAAGAAAGAAGGCUAAGCUUCCUGAGAAACAAAUACCCGAUAAAGUUGCUGCUCUUCUGCCAGAAUCUGCCAUCUAUACCCGACUGCUCGAAGUUGAGGGUCGGAUAGAUGCUGCUCUGGCAAGAAAGAAAAAUGAUAUUCAAGAGUCUUUAAAGAAUCCUUCGCGCAUUCAGAAGACCCUACGGAUCUAUGUCUUCAAUACGUUUGAAAAUCAGAAUCAUAAUAGUUCUGAUCAGAAGAAUGUAGAAUCCCCUUCUUGGUCGCUUAAGAUAACUGGGAGGAUCUUGGAAGAUGGAAAAGAUCCCGCUAUAGCUGGAGACAUGCAGAAUUAUGAUUCUACUUACCCAAAAUUUUCAUCUUUCUUCAAGAAAAUCACUAUAUACUUAGACCAGAGCCUUUAUCCAGAUAACCACAUAAUUUUAUGGGAGAGUUCUCGUUCUCCUGUUCUGCAAGAGGGAUUUGAAGUGAAGAGAAAAGGAGAUAAAGAAUUUACUGCAGUGAUAAGAUUGGACAUGAAUUACAUGCCUGAAAAAUAUCGUCUUUCACCUGCUUUAUCAGAUGUGCUUGGACUCGAAACAGACACCCGCUCAAGAAUUAUGGCUGCACUAUGGCAUUAUGUGAAAGCUAACAAGUUGCAGAAUUCAAAUGAUCCUUCUUUCUUCACAUGUGAUCCAGGUCUACGAAAAGUGUUUGGUGACGAGAAGGUCAAGUUUUCUAUGGUAUCUCAGAAGAUAUCGCAACAUUUAAUUCCUCCACCACCUAUAAACUUACAGCAUAGAGUUAAGAUUUCGGGAAAUUCUCCUGUUGGAACUACAUGUUAUGAUGUCGUGGUGGAUGUACCGUUUCCAAUAGAAAAGCAAAUGUCAGCAUUCUUGGCAAACCUGGAGAAGCAUAAAGAUAUAGAUUCAUGUGAUGAAUUGAUUACUACUGCAGUAAAGAAGAUUCAAGAGCACUAUCAAAGGCGAGCUUUCUUUCUUGGCUUCAGUCAGUCUCCAGCAGAGUUUAUCAAUACGUUGAUAUCUUCUCAAACUAAGGAUUUAAGGAUCGUUGCUGGUGAUGCUAGCCGUCUUGCAGAGAAAGAACGACACUCUAAUUUUUACAGUCAAUCCUGGUUGGAGGAUGCUGUGUUUCGGUACCUGAACCGCAAACCUGCUGGAAGUGAUGUUCCUGGAAGCGCUUAAAGAUCCAAACAUUGAAUUCGGUGACAUCUGUUCUUAUAUAUAUCGCCUUUAUUACUUUAGGGGACUGAGAAUCUGCAAAACAAAUAUAGGAAUUCUGUAUUUGAAUACAUGGGUAGUUCUUGAUUGGGUAACUAAAGUUGCAGGGAAAAGUCGUCUUAAUUUGACUGCAACUUAGAAAUUUCAUUUCCAUUUUGUACCAUUUUUCAGGUAGAUGUUAGAAUCACAGAUGGUUUUGCUUGUCUCAAACUACUUACAUUCCAAUCUCUGCUUGGUUCUGAAUUUGCUUUAUACAGAAAACCAACUUAGGCAA
Cucurbita pepo subsp. pepo (vegetable marrow) is the source of this 2440-nucleotide messenger RNA. NCBI's taxonomy places the organism in Eukaryota, Viridiplantae, Streptophyta, Magnoliopsida, Cucurbitales, Cucurbitaceae. The record is from RefSeq and is a predicted model, not a curated record.